Molecule: messenger RNA, 1087 nt
Organism: Paecilomyces variotii
Lineage: Eukaryota; Fungi; Ascomycota; Eurotiomycetes; Eurotiales; Thermoascaceae
Exons: 1
Coding region: 173-1087 (304 amino acids)
Source: RefSeq, a predicted model, not a curated record
CUCGUAUUUAUUACUGACAUAGCUCUUAGAAUCAAUAUCAGUGAUUGCUCUGAAUCUGGCCUGCAUCGAAUGUUUCUCCACGUAUACAACUUCAAUAUCAUCUUGAUUUCUAUUUGAAGUCCGAUGAGGUCAUAUUCCACACUCGUAUCUCUGAGCUUCUGGAGAAAACAAAAUGGCAGGCGCAUACUCUCGUCUUUCACCGGAAUUAAUGCUCAUUAUCCUUGGACACGUACCGGACCUCCCUUCGCUUUACAGACUCAUAUGUGCAUCCGCAAAAGCUAAUGCAGCAUUUGAGAGUCACCCUGGUCAUCUCUUAGACAAGAUUAUCGAACGCUCAAUCCCCGAUUUCAAGCACUUGGCUCGCAUGGUUGCCAUUCUGGGUUCCCUCAGCAUCCAGACCAGUCCCAACGCACACUCAGGGAAUCCGCCGUCGCAGCCGACCUUCGAAACGUUGGUAAACAAAUACAAAAAUCUUCCUAAAGAUGUGCUUACUUCAGCACCACCAUCAUUUGCAUUUACGGCUGGCACGCCAGGGCCUCGCUACCUGUUGCUAACAGCUUACCGCAUCGAAAAUCUUCGACCUAGAUGCGUCGCCACUCUUCUCCAGAAUGUCCAUGAACAAUUGUUCUCCAGGCCCGUGAAUGGGAAAACUGAGGAAGAACCGGAUCACACAUUGAAACAAUUCAGACCCGGCGUUUCCUUUACGCCAGCCGCUUUAUGGUAUCCGUCAUGUAUUGACAGGUUUUGGGUUGAGCGUGCGCUUUGGAAACUCAUAAUUUACUGGAAUAUUCGAGCAAUUGAUCCGGAUGUCGCUACAGUCCACCCUGAUUUUCGUCGAUACAGCGUGAAAAUAAGACAUAUAAGCCCCAGCAUCGGACCCGAAAUGAACUCAGUGCAUUUAUAUGAGUCUGAAGAAAUGAAUUGCGUAUCGGCAGCGAUUCAGGAAUUCUUAGACUGUGAAUCUUUCGAAUUAUUUACUGCGUUCUUCGAAAGAACGCGGGGGCAUACACUUCGGUCCAGCUGGGGGCGAGCUCAGCCCACCCAAGUAUUUCUACCAUUUUUUGGGUGGGCUAAGCUUUUGAACUAG